GACACAAGGACCACUUUUCCCCCCCCUGUAGUGGAGGUGGUCAUAGUCCCUGGUCCCCUUACAGCCUCGGGCAUCCCAAGCAAGGAGAUGGGUUGGGUUGUGCUAACACAGGGAAGGACAACCCUGCCCCUGAGCAUCAGACACCCUGGCCGGCUCUGCCAUGCAGCUCCUGGGCUUCACUUCCUCUGGAGACUUCUUGCAUAGAUACCUGAUUCCUGCCCCAGUGUGGGCUUACAGUCCAGCCUGAUCAGUCAGCCUCCCAGAGCCACCUCUUCUCCUCCUGCUGCUCCCAGUGCCACUGCCAGCCGUGCCCAGGGCUCUGCCUGUGGGUCCUGCAGGUCCCCAGGGUGGUUUCUCUUUAGCUUGAAGCUGUGCAAGCAGGUCCUGCCAUGGUCCUGGGCUGGUGUGUGCUGGCAACUUGUGCGUGGAGCAGGCUUGGAAGACUGUCUUCUGCCAAGAGCUUUGCUUUAUUCCUGCCUGCAGGGUUUUAAGCAUCACCCAUAGCUCCAGCCUGGGCUUCAUGUGACCAUGAGUUUUCCCUUGGAUGUGGUCAUUCAGGGACAGCUUCUCCCUGCUGUUCCUUCGGCCCCUUUGCCAGACCCAUUUGCUGACAAGCAAAGCAAAUGCACUGUGCUCGUGGCACCCUCCUGGUAACCCCCAGGGCGAAAUGGAUUAUUGCCUACUUAUUUCUGACAAGGGGACCUUUGUGCUUCUCCUGAGGUGGUUUAUUUGAGCCUGAUCAAAAACUUCCUGAAAGCCCAAGUCUGCUGUGUCAGCUGGGUUACUCUUCCCAGCAACCCCAUGGGCUGCAUCGGGUCUUGAUAACUUGCUCUGCAGCACUCAGGGGCUGGUUUGGGCAAGCUUUGGGCAAGUGUGAUUCCCCCAGGCCCUUAGCGUGCCUCACAGGUGGCUCCUUUCUGGCUACAGCCCAGCAGGAGCCUUUGGGCCAGUGCCUGGAGAUGUGUCCUCCUCUGGGAGACUUGCAGAAGGGGUGGCUAGGUACAAACUGGGUUAAGUGGCACUUGGUUGGUGUCAGAAUAGCUUUGUUGGCCAAGACUAAUAUUGCAAAGAAAGCAGUUGGUAUGCAGGAAGAGCUAUUUCUUCAGCUGGAAGGAAAUUCCUUUAUUUUGCUUGAUGCAGAACAAUGAAGCAAGCCCUGUGGCACUGCUUUGGAUGCACCCAUCGGGCAGGAAGGACUCGGUGCAGUCAUGCAGCAGGAACGCUGCUGGAAAGGGCACAUUUGUCUUCAGGAACACAAAACCCUUCCAGUUCAAGGGUGCUAUUUGCUAAUGAGUUGUGUGCCUUCACCCUGGGGUGAGCAGAGGAGGCUUUGCUCCCUGCUGCUGGUCCCCAGCACCUCAGGUGUUGGAUGUGAGGUGUGCUUUGGGGUUCAGAGCUGUCCCACUGUGCUGCGGCUGAGACCUGCCCGCAGGACCCAUCUCUCUCCGCGUGUCCUCAGAGUCCCAGUAGCGUGUCCAGCCUUCCCCUGUGCUGUCUGCUCCGAGGGGACCCACCAGACGCUGUGGGCUUUGCCAUCGCAUCCCACCCUUCUUCCUUUCCUCCACCCUCUGUGUUCAGGGGUUGAAGACUGCUUGACCUGUCCUCAGAGUAGCACAAUCAUGGAGCAGAGCCUGCCAGAGGUGGUGCCUGCUGCUCCCCAUGAGCUCUGGCUGCUCCUGCCCUGGUUCACACCAGGCUUUGCUGCACUUUGAGCAAAGCAGGGCUGGUCCUGGCUCUGGAGAGCAGGAGGGAAGGGCUUGUCUCUGCUUGUUUGUACUUCCAGCAGCUCCUAAUCCCUGUCACAGGGUUUCCAUGGAGAAGAACAUGUUCUGGGGCCAUGCCAUGCUCUCUUGUGCGACUCCUCUGGCUCUGAAUGGGUAGCUCUGCUCUUGGCUGGCAGCACGCUUCCCCACUGCUGGGCAUGGGCAGGUUUGGGACGGUGACUCCAAGGCAGAGAUUUCCUGGAAGAGAUGGCUCUGCUGUCACUUAGGGCUGUUCUCCAGGGGUGGGCAGUGUUCCUGGGUGAGACCUCAGGUCUGUGGGCUAGAUUUAGGGUGUCAGUGAGGAGGCUGCUUGAGCUCGAGGAGGAUCUCGUGACUUGGCCCGUGUUCACCUGGGCUGUCAGAGCCCUGUUAUCUCUGUGCCAAAGAGCUUGGGCUUGAAAUUACAUCCGAGGUCGGUGGGAGUUGAAGCUGAGACCUUGUUUGUCAGCUGUUGGCAGAGGAGCGUGGGGCAGCUGAGCUGCAGCAGGGCAUCCCAUGGCUCAAUGCACCCUGAGUCUGAAGGAGGUCCUUGUUUCAUGGUCUGGCUGCUGGUGCCUGCACGGUGGGGAGACAUUGGGUUGAGAUUUGGUGUCACCAGAGUGAGGACUAUGGGCUGGCAUGGUUGGAGACAGAGCACUCAGCCCCACCAGGGCUGACCUUGUCCUUGCCAUGGGGUGGGCUGGUUGAGAGCAGCUCUGGACCCUGGGACAGAACAUCUUCCCUGUGCUGCUUCCAGGUACCGCUUGCCUGGACGCUGAAACCCCACGCCUUCCAUGAGUGGGUUUGGGGCAUCUCACCUGCCAGCAGAGCUCACACUGAGCCGCUUGAUCUGUUGGCCGUGGGUUGGUGAGGAAAGAGCAGGGUCCAGCACCAGGCUGGCAGCAGGGGAGCCUCAGAGCUGCCCUGGCCACCACUGUGGGGUUGUGGGGGGUUGCUGACCUGGCCCUUAUUUUCCCUGUUUCUCUUCUUAGCUCCUGCACCUCUGCAGCCGAGAAGGAGAUGGGAGGAGCGGAGCAAAGGGAGAAGCAAUACCGAGCCCAUCGGGGAUUUGGGGAUCGCCGCGAUGGGGUCAUCAGCGCCCGCACGUAUUUCUAUGCUGAUGAGGCCAAGUGUGAUCAGCACAUGGAGACUUUCCUCCGCUGCAUUGACGCCUCAGGUGGCAGCUCAGAGGACGGCUUCUCGGCCAUCAAGCUGACAGCACUGGGCAGACCUCAAUUCCUGCUGCAGUUCUCGGAGGUGCUGGUGAAGUGGCGGAGGUUCUUCCACCAAAUGGCCGCGGAGCAGGGCCAGGCUGGGCGGGCAGCAGUGGAGAUGAAGCUGGAGGCAGAGAAGCUGCAGGAGGCCCUGGCCAACCUCGGCAUCGCGACCAAGGCGGAGAGCCAGCACUGGUUCACGGGCGAGAACCUGGGUGUCAGUGGCACUGUGGACCUGCUGGACUGGAACAGCCUGAUUGACAGCCGCACCAAGCUCUCCAAGCUGCUGCUUGUCCCCAACACGCAGACCCGGCAGCUGGAGCCUCUGCUCUCACGCUUUACUGAAGAGGAGGAUCUGCAGAUGAAGCGGAUGCUGCAGCGGAUGGACACACUUGCCAAGAGAGCCACGGAGAAGGGUGUGAGGCUGAUGGUGGACGCAGAGCAGAGCUACUUCCAGCCAGCCAUCAGCCGCCUCACCCUGGAGAUGCAACGCCGCUUCAACAGGGAUCGGGCGAUCAUCUUCAACACCUACCAGUGCUACCUGAAGGAGGCUUAUGACAAUGUGACGGUGGAUGUGGAGCUGUCACGCCGGGAGGGCUGGCACUUCGGCGCCAAGCUGGUCCGUGGUGCCUACAUGGAGCAGGAGCGGCAGAGGGCAGCCCAGAUUGGCUAUGAGGAUCCCAUCAACCCCACCUAUGAGAAAACCAACGAGAUGUACCACAGGUGCCUGGACUAUGUCCUGGAGGAGAUCAAGCACAGCCGGAAAGCCAACGUGAUGGUGGCAUCUCACAACGAGGACACAGUGAAGUUUACCUUGCGCAGGAUGAUGGAGCUUGGGAUCCAUCCUUCAGAGAAGAAGGUGUGCUUUGGGCAGCUGCUGGGCAUGUGUGACCAGAUCACCUUCCCCCUGGGUCAGGCGGGCUUCCCUGUCUACAAGUACGUGCCGUAUGGCCCGGUGAAUGAGGUGCUGCCCUACCUGUCCCGGCGGGCCCAGGAGAACAGGGGUUUCAUGCAGAGGGCGAACCGGGAGCGGGACCUUCUCUGGAGGGAAUUCAAGAGGCGGCUCCUUGCGGGCAGCCUCUUCAGCCCCAACCACUAACCCCAACCGUGGCGUCCAGCCCGAGGUCUCUUGUGCCUUCACCUGUAACCACUGUUGCCAUUCCCCGUCCUAGUUCUGCUGCAGUUUGCCCCCCCCAGCACCCUUUGCCUUGGGAGGGGACGUGUCCUUGUUGAUGCUUGAAACCACAGCCACCUUCUGGAAGUCACUACUGUAGGGUUGCCCCAGCUGGCACUGCCCCGAGGGAUGUCCCCCCGCCAUCCCAGGGGAUUUUGAGCUGUGUAUGCCCUGGGCUCAGGGGGAUGCCAGCCCCCUGCCAGCCCCCCUGCCUCAGUGAAUGCUUGCCCAGGGUUUUCCCCAUGUGGGGAAAUUUGGCACGGGGAGAUUUGGCCACCUCCUUUGUGCCAUGGGUUAGGUCCAAGGUGGGCUGGGUGCCUGGAGGACAAGCUGGCCUCAGCCAGAAGGUCCUCUAGCCUCUGUCAGGGGCUUAGUCUCUCCCAGCUCCAUGGAGGCAGAUGCUGAAGCAGAGACCACAGUGACUGGGGACGGGAUGAGUCCCUGCUGCCUGUCCCAGGGCAACCACUACCUGGCUGCUCACCAGCUUUGCACAGACCAGAGGUGGGCAGGUCCUGGGAAGGACCAGGCUCUUCCCCGCGUCCCACUGGGCUGAGCAGAGUCAAAGCUGCCCAGGGUUGUCCAUCCUCAGGCCCACAUCCUGUGGGGCAGGAGGGGCGAGGGGAGCUGGCUGGCCCAUCCCUGCGCUGUUCCUGCCCUGGCUGUGGUCCCUGGCCACUGUGGGCAGGGGUGGUGGCCAUGUGGGAGCAUUGGGAGCUGGACCGUGGCUCAGCUCUGUUCUACACUGGAUUUGCUGAGAAUAGUGUUGAUUAAAUCACAACUGUUCUUGC
Messenger RNA from Calidris pugnax (ruff), 4918 nucleotides. RefSeq names its product proline dehydrogenase 1, mitochondrial-like. The transcript is spliced from 12 exons. Gene Ontology annotation, molecular function: FAD binding; proline dehydrogenase activity. Gene Ontology annotation, cellular component: mitochondrion. The record is from RefSeq and is a predicted model, not a curated record. Lineage: Eukaryota; Metazoa; Chordata; Aves; Charadriiformes; Scolopacidae. Bases 2763 to 4055 code for a protein of 430 amino acids.